AUGGUGACUCCAUACGAUCUUGUGGCAAAAAGGCCCAGAACAUCGCAUGCACGAAGAACCCAAGAAAUAGCAAGGAGACCUAAAGAGCACAACUCUGUUCAGACUUCUCAAUCAUCUAUUCCUACACCUAGGGAAGAACUAACCAAAGAAGGCUCUAGGAAUCUUGUUCCUCUAAAAUAUGUACUUCCUGAGUCAAAUGUCAUUGCGCAUGUUAGUGACAAUGCUGGCACCUAUGUCCCAGCAAAUAAUGAUAUGAAUGUGCAUGUGAAUGACAAUAAAAGAAAUGAUGGAGUAAAAGUCACUAUUGGUCAGGAUGAUGUUAGUGUAAAUAAUGAUCACAUUGAAAUUCCCGGUGGUGUUGUGCACAAUGAAGAGGCACCCAGCAAUGUUUCUGCUGAUAAGUGUGUAAACCAUACUAAAGAUGGUCAAACUGAAGAAAAAGAACCAGAGAAGACUCAAGCUGACAAAGUAAUCAACCUUGAUGAUCUCUCUGAUGAUGACCUAGUUGCUUCUAUCAAUCCAAGCAUAGCCAGAAGGCUAAUGAGGAGGAAAGGAAAGCAAGCUGUAGAUGAGGACUCUCAAAAGAAAAGGGCAGUGGCUAAGCCCACUUCUGUUGGACCCAAAAAACCAUGGAGCAAAGUGGUGCCUAAGAAGAGAAAGACCAGAAGCAUUGCUGAGAAUGAGUUAGAUUCUGAUGUUGCUGUGGAUGUCAAUGACAUUCAUCCCAAGAAGAAGGUAUCUACUAGCAAGCUUGCUGCUAGUGUCCCUGAAGUACCUACUGAUAAUAUUUCCUUUCACUAUCCCUCCAGUAUACUCAGAUGGAAAUUUGUCUAUCAGAAAAGACUAGCCUUAGAAAGAGAACUUGCUCAGAAUGCUCUUGAGUAUAAAGAGAUUAUGAAUGUUAUUCAUGUGGCUGGAAUGAUGAAAACUGUGACUCAAUUCUCUAAGUGUUAUGAAGUCCUUGUGAAGGAGUUCAUUGUGAACCUACAUGAAGACUGUGGCAAUAAGAAGACUAAGGAGUAUUUGAAAGUGUUUGUCAGGGGAAAAUGUGUUAAUUUCUCUCCCACUAUGAUCAACAAAUUUCUAGAAAGGUCAAAUGAAGCUCAACCAGAGCUGGAAGUGUCUGAUAAUCAAAUGUGCAAAGAAAUUACUACUGGACAAGUGAAGACAUGUCCUGUCAAAGGGAAUCUGACUGCGAGCAAACUAAGUGUGAAGUAUGCUAUACUUCACAGGAUUGGAGCUGCCAACUGGGUGCCAACUCAACACAAGUCUACAAUUUCUGCUAUCCUAGGUAAAUUCAUCUUUCCUAUUGGUACUAAGACCAAAUUUGAUUAUGGAACGUAUAUUUUUGAGCAAACUUUAAAGCAUGCUGGUAGCUAUAGUGUCAAAGGCCCCAUUGCCUUCCCCUCCCUUAUUUGUGGAAUCAUCUUAAAUCAAUUUCCUAAUAUUCUGAAUGACAAAGAUUCGGUGUGCAAAAGAGCAAGUCCUUUACUCUUUCAUCAUAAGCUUUUGCAAGGAACACAUUUUCCUGAUGUAGUCACAACAUCAGCUGGACCAUCCAAAGAUAGCACAACUACGAGUAAAGCUGCCAUGAUUGCAAUGCUUAGAGAGACAUGUAAGGAGCUGGAGUCCAGAAAAUUGGCUCUUGAAAAAUUGAUCAGCUCCCUUGAAACAGAUGAAGGGGCUAAGUCUGCAGAUACUAUUGUGGAGGAACAAGGUAAAGAUGAUGGUGGAUCAAACAGUGAGUUUGAGAGAGAAGCCAGUCCAGAUGAUGGCACUGAUGAUAGUCUUGGACUCAAUAGCUCUGAGUCUGAAGACUGA
Molecule: messenger RNA, 1821 nt
Organism: Vicia villosa (hairy vetch)
Lineage: Eukaryota; Viridiplantae; Streptophyta; Magnoliopsida; Fabales; Fabaceae
Exons: 2
Coding region: 1-1821 (606 amino acids)
Source: RefSeq, a predicted model, not a curated record